CUUUCACUGUAUAUGUUUUCACUAGCUCUUAUUUAUAAGAUAAUAGAAGAUGUGAUAUUUUUCUUUCUUCAUAAUGAUAUAGAAAUAAAAUUCUACAAGCUUCAUCUCUCAUCUAAAUAUCAAGAUUUGGAUUUCUUUAACCAUAGACACAAGUCCUUCUUACUCUUAAAGCUAUUGGAAUAAUUCAUAUUUUUUUGUCUGAGUUAUAAUUUUUUUUUUCCUUUGAUCCUCAUAAAAGGAAAAUUAAAGUAAGCAAAUAGGUUAAUUCUUCCUCUAUUAGCCA
This is a messenger RNA of Cokeromyces recurvatus, 283 nucleotides long. RefSeq lists its product as uncharacterized. NCBI's taxonomy places the organism in Eukaryota, Fungi, Mucoromycota, Mucoromycetes, Mucorales, Mucoraceae. The record is from RefSeq and is a predicted model, not a curated record. The transcript has 3 exons. Bases 13 to 183 code for a protein of 56 amino acids.